Sphenostylis stenocarpa is the source of this 432-nucleotide messenger RNA. The record is from the annotation of a GenBank genome assembly. NCBI's taxonomy places the organism in Eukaryota, Viridiplantae, Streptophyta, Magnoliopsida, Fabales, Fabaceae.
AUGAAGGAGGAGGUGGAUGUUGAGAUAGAUGUGAAGGUGAAGGUCGAAAUAGAGGUGGACAAGGUGGAGGCUGAGAUGAAGGAGGAGGUGGAGAUGGAGGUUGAGAUAGAUGUGAAAGUGAAGGUCAAAAUAGAGGUGGACAAGGUUGAGGCUGAGUUGAAGGAGGAGGUGGAGGUUGAGAUAGAUGUGAAGGUGAAGGUCGAAAUAAAGGUGGUGAAGGUCGAAAUAAAGGUGGACAAGGUCGAGGUUGACAUGAAGGAGGAGGUGGAGGUUGAGAUAGAUGUGAAGGUGAAGGUCAAGGUGAACAAGGUGGAGGUUGAGAUCUACCAAUGGAGUGAACCCAUGACACACAAGUCAAGUCUCACAUUUCGAGGUUCUGAGGCAAAUUCAGGAUAUAAUUUAUCAAAUUCCUUCCUAAGCUUCCCUGUCUGA